AUGUCUGCCACAUGCAAUGAAGGGAACCAAGCCUCAGUGACAGAAAUGGUGUCAGUCCAUUUCGUAAGGGUAAAAGUGCAACAUCUCCCAUUAAAGUCCUGGGGUGACACUGUCAUAACACUGGUACCAAACAGAGAACAAGGAGUGACUGGCUAUGUCUAUCGCCUGGCUCCGGAGCACCCGUACCCAGCGCAGAGGAAGGAUUGCUUCGCUGCUACUGUGCACUUCAUGCAAAAUGCAAAGCUCUACGGGGUGGAUCCUUCUCAGAUCAUCAUUGCUGGGGACAGUAUGGGGGCCAAUAUUGCUAGCGUUGUCGCCCAAAACCUGGUGGAGAGAUCAGACCUGCCAAAGCUACGGGCUCAAGUGCUGAUCUAUGGUGGCUUCCAAACUAUGGACUUCAACCUACCUUCUUAUCAACAGAAUGGCAGGAUGCCUCUCUUGUUCAGGGAGAAUGUUCUUCAUUUUGGUCUGCAGUAUUUUCUAAAGGACACUUCUCUGAGUCAUGAUGUCUUGAAGGGAUCUCAUGUGCCAGAUGAAAUGAGGCUCAAAUAUGGGAAGUGGAUGAGUCCAGAUAACAUUCCAGAGAAAUUUAAGCGUCGUGGGUAUGAACGAGUACCACACGCUCCUUAUAAGCCUGAUGUGUACAAACAAGUGUCAGAGACACGCCAACCCACUUUCUCUUCACUUUUUGCUGAAGACACUGUCAUCCGAGAGCUCCCGGAGACUUUAAUUGUGAGUUGCGAAUAUGAUGUAAUUCGAGAUGAUUCUCUCUUGUACAAGAAGCGACUGGAAGACAACGGUGUGAAAUUCAGAUGGUUCCAUGCUGAAAACGGGUUUCAUGGAGUGCUGAACCUCUUCAGUGUUGGGUUUUUGACAUUCCCCAACGGUAUAGAAAUACUGGACAAUGUUGUAGACUUUGUCAAACAUUUAUGAGGGGAUUUUGCAGUGCUACAAUUCCUUAAGGAAUAAAGAUACCUAAAUAUUAAGGUGGAAGGGUGAAACACUCACACCAUUAUAAGCCCUGAAAGUUCUUA
Elgaria multicarinata webbii is the source of this 1034-nucleotide messenger RNA. RefSeq names its product arylacetamide deacetylase-like 3. NCBI's taxonomy places the organism in Eukaryota, Metazoa, Chordata, Lepidosauria, Squamata, Anguidae. Gene Ontology annotation, molecular function: lipase activity. The transcript has 2 exons. Bases 1 to 933 code for a protein of 310 amino acids. The record is from RefSeq and is a predicted model, not a curated record.